CAAAAUGUUAUUUCAACUAUCCACUAGCUAUAUGUACACAUCACGUUGAAAAGAUCCAGGCACCCUUAGGCUUGAAGGUUGAAUGUCGUUUUACAAGUUAGGCUGAAGACCUUUGACCCAGUCCGUUUCAUCAGGUUCACCUGAAGAGUGAGGCCCAAAGGUCAACUUGGGGUCAUAGGUCAGCUGGAGAUCCAAGAUGGCGCUGUCCUUGGUGAAGAAUGUAACAAAGAUUGUGAUUGGUGGAGGUGCCCUGUAUGUGACCUAUGACCAGGGCAUCUGGGGUGAAGGGUCACAGAGCACCAAGGCCCUGACCCGCCUCAGUGGUCAGCUGGUCGCUAAGCAACCACCAUAUGUCAAGGAGCGACUGGGUGAUGUGCAGGUUCCCAGUACAGAACAGAUGGCUGAGAAUGCGAGAAACACUUGGAAUUCUGGUGUGAUGAAGGUUUGCUCCGGUCUGUCAGCUGCUCCAGCCUUUGUGGGGAAGUACAGUGAAAAGGCAACAACUUCCCUGGCCCUUUUCAUCAGGCAAAACCUGCAUCCAAAUGUUGGGAAAUAAAGAACAGUAUUACUAUUUCCAACAGUACUGUUAGCAAAAAUAUGCAACUUUCACCCUACAACUCUUGCUAAAUGUAUCAUGGGUGGUACAAAUAUUUAUUGCAUACAUUUACAUGUAUACAAUUGCUUUCGUAUACUAGUAGUAAGUAGAUUUCAAUAACGAUUUAAGGGGAAAACAUGGAAAUUAAAAGAUUAAUAGAUGAAGGUAUUUCAAUGUGAACAAGAAGUCAACUAUUUCACACCUCUGUGCUGCAUUUAUAGUUGUUGUGAAUUUCUUGUUUUAUUUAUUUUAUUACUGCAUUUCUCCACUGUAAAAGGCACUUCCCAUCAGCCUGCAGGCAGACCAAUUUGACCUUCCUGUCAGUCUGUAGUUACACCAUUUCCAUCGUCAGUUCCUGUAAUGCUAAUGUAGUCAACUAACACACAGGCAAACACACUGAAAACAAAUCCCUAACCAGGGGUAAAAAUUAUUUUAAAUGCCUUAAAAUGGAGUACAGUACUACUGUAUAAUUACAUGUACUAGGUAAAUUUCUGUGACACAAGUUGGUUUUUGUGGACAAGUACAUUUUCAAAGAUGCCAAGACUUGAGAGAGAAGAAAACUACUUCAUGAUCCUCUUAACGUAAGGAAAAGUGCUUAAGGCAUUAAGAAGUACAACAAGUACCAAUAACAAGCCUCUAGAUGCACCAUUGUGUUAUUAUGUGUUUGAUGAUGUUCAGAUUUUGUGAUUUAAAGUAAAACUUGUAUGUUCAGUGUUGGUUUGACUACCAGUAUUUUGUGUUCAUGGCACUUAAUUAAAGUGUUAAUGAAAAAUAUAUGAGUUCUGCAAUGUU
Molecule: messenger RNA, 1387 nt
Organism: Branchiostoma belcheri (Belcher's lancelet)
Lineage: Eukaryota; Metazoa; Chordata; Leptocardii; Amphioxiformes; Branchiostomatidae
Product: MICOS complex subunit MIC13-like
Exons: 5
Coding region: 197-556 (119 amino acids)
Biological process (GO): cristae formation
Cellular component (GO): MICOS complex; mitochondrial crista junction
Source: RefSeq, a predicted model, not a curated record